Lampris incognitus (smalleye Pacific opah) is the source of this 3710-nucleotide messenger RNA. RefSeq names its product protein phosphatase 2, regulatory subunit B', alpha isoform (gene ppp2r5a). The record is from RefSeq and is a predicted model, not a curated record. The transcript has 13 exons. Gene Ontology annotation, biological process: protein dephosphorylation; signal transduction. Gene Ontology annotation, cellular component: nucleus; cytosol; protein phosphatase type 2A complex. Lineage: Eukaryota; Metazoa; Chordata; Actinopteri; Lampriformes; Lampridae. Gene Ontology annotation, molecular function: protein phosphatase activator activity. The coding region runs from base 900 to 2459 and encodes 519 amino acids.
GCCCCGCCCCCAAAUCGCGCAUUUCGCUCGGCGUCCGUUGAGGGAUUUUAGGAAACGCUCCAUGUGGGACGGUACGUCGCGCGUUACCGUUCCGUCGACCUUGCCCGUUCCGACGGGAUUGAACUUCGUCGAAGAGUAGUUCUCCCAACCGAAAACUCGCCCGAGUCGACGGCCACAGACGGGCGUUCGGACCGAAAACUCUUCCCCGCUGCGAGCACCCGGCGACGACCGCUUCUCCCCGGCCGACAUCUGCGGGAUCCAGCCCCGUUCGCUUGAGCUCGUCGAGGCGGAUCGUGCGACUCGCGGAUUGUCGCGGUUAGCGGCAGUUUACCAGCGGGCCAGCCAGGCUCGUUAGCUUCCACCCAGCGGCAGGCGGAUGCGGCCGGAACUUCGCUAAAAUAAGCGGACGGGCACCCCCCCCACCCGGGGUCAUCUGUUCCGGUUGUCCUGCAACAGGUAGACGGUCUGCAGCCGUAACGAAGCAGAACAAGUACAACGAGAAAUGAAGUGGUGCUUUUGGAAGAGGGUGGCGUCAUGCCGGCGGGGGUGGAGCGCUCCCUCCCGAUAAACAUCGCGUGUACGUCUCUGCUGCACGGAUUGUAAAUCUCCGAACCGAGACCGCUCGCCAGUUGCAGGUGUGUUGCAGUUUGCCUUAACUUUACUCUGAAGUCUACCAUGUUGGAUUGGACAGAACAACGUGACGUGUUAGCUUGGCUCUAAAAGAAGGGUCCAGGCAGUUCGCUUCAAUUUUCUUCCCCCCCUCCUGUCCCGAUGAGCGCUGAAGAUUACACGAGGGAACCCUUUGCGUGUUACUUAGGGGUGUAGUAGUUUGUCCAAAAAAGAAACGAAGAAGAAGACGAAGAAGAAAAAAGUCCUCGUUCGUCAACCAGUGCGUCAAAAUGUCGGCUGUCUCCGCAUCCGAGAAAGUGGACGGUUUUACGAGGAAAUCCAUGAGGAAGGUCCAGAAACAGAGGAAGUCUCAAGGGUCCUCUCAGUUCCGAACUCAGAGCGCCCUUGUCGAGCUCUCGCCGCUACCUCAGCUCAAAGAUGCCCCUUCUGCAGAGCAGCAGGAGCUGUUCACACAGAAGCUCCAGCAGUGCUGCAUGCUCUUUGACUUUAUGGACACCGUCAUGGACCUGAAGAGCAAGGAGAUUAAGAGAGCCACUCUCAAUGAGCUGGUGGACUACGUCUCCACCAACAGGGGGGUGCUAGUGGAGUCUGCAUAUCCGGAGAUCACCAACAUGAUUUGCACCAAUAUAUUCCGGACACUUCCACCAAGUGAGAAUCCUGAUUUUGAUCCAGAGGAGGAUGAACCCACUCUAGAGGCUUCAUGGCCUCACAUACAACUGGUCUAUGAAUUCCUCCUUCGAUUUUUGGAGAACCCAGACUUUCAGCCGAGCAUUGCAAAGCGCUUCGUUGAUCAAAGGUUUGUCCUUCAGCUCCUGGAACUGUUUGACAGUGAGGACCCGAGGGAGAGGGACUUCCUCAAGACUAUCUUGCAUCGAAUUUACGGAAAGUUCCUGGGACUGAGGGCCUUUAUUAGGAAGCAGAUCAACAACAUUUUCCUGCGGUUUAUCUAUGAGACGGAUCGUUUCAAUGGAGUGGCUGAGCUACUUGAGAUCCUGGGAAGUAUCAUCAACGGAUUUGCGUUACCUCUGAAGGCAGAGCACAAGCAGUUCCUGAUGAAGGUGCUCAUCCCCCUGCACACAGCGAAAGGACUGGCCCUGUUUCACGCACAGUUGGGCUAUUGUGUUGUCCAGUUCUUGGAGAAGGACCCAACCCUCACUGAGCCGGUGAUCCGGGGGCUGUUAAAGUUUUGGCCUAAAAUCUGUAGCCAGAAAGAGGUGAUGUUUCUGGGUGAGAUUGAGGAAAUUUUAGAUGUUAUAGAGCCUACACAGUUCAAGAAAAUUGAGGAGCCAUUGUUCAAGCAGAUCUCUAGAUGUGUGGCCAAUCCCCACUUUCAGGUAGCAGAACGAGCACUGUACUUCUGGAACAAUGAAUACAUUCUCAGCCUGAUAGAGGAGAACAUUGACAAGAUCCUUCCCAUUAUGUUCAACAGCUUGUACCAAAUCUCCAAAGAGCACUGGAAUCCGACGAUCGUAGCACUGGUCUAUAAUGUGCUCAAGACGCUGAUGGAGAUGAACAGCACGCUGUUUGACGAACUGACAGCCUCUUAUAAAGCAGACAGACAGAGGGAGAAGAGGAAGGAGCAGGAGAGGGAGGAGCUGUGGAAGAAGUUGGACGAACUGAAGCUCAGCAACACCGAUCUGAUACAGAACAACAACAGCUGCGGACUAAAGAAUGCCCACAGCAACAACAACAACAACAACAACAACGACGACGGUAACGACAGUCCUCACGACAGCCAGGAAAAGGAUGCUGCCCUCGUCGUCACCACGGACAGCAAAGACCCCGUCGUGACCCCGGGCAGCAGCGAGAGCGCCCCAGGAGCUGAUUGACACAAGACUUGAGUUUAAAGAUGCUCCGACGGUUUGACGUUGUGUAAAGACUUCCAGUGAAGAGAAGGAGAGGUGGCGCGAAGGAGUUUUAUGGACGUGGUUAGAACACAAGCUAAACCUCAUCAGUAUGUUGAAUUUAUUUGGUUACAGUGGAUGUAAAAAGUGUUCACACACUGUAACUAAGAUGCCAGCAGUUCUUGGGCAGAAAACAUAUUUCAACUUAAGACUAUUUUUUGGGUGUUAAUGUGUCUUCAGUAUAUGGGUGUUUUUUUUUUUUUUUGUCUGAUCAAAAAUGUAUCCUUUCACCUUUAGUUUCUUAAUGAAAAUGAUUAUGCGGUAUACAUUGUAUAAUAUAUGGGAGGGGAGAGAAUAUUGACUUGAAGUUAGUGUGUCCAGUUGUGCUGCACUUAGAGAGGCUAAAUUGCUGUAUUAAGAUUUUUUUUUCUGUCGUCUGUAUUUUCCUUAAUGCUGCCAAUAUUAACCUUAAGAAAAAAGGGGUGGAUGGGACCAGACCCAUAGAUGGACAUGUAUUUUUACUUUAUUUUUUUCCAAGUGUACAGCGGGGUUGCAUUCAGGAACAGAGAAAAGCCAGAAAGGCGACCAUCUCCCAUUGGAAACUGAGAGGAGCUACAUGUCCAAAUGAAAAGUCAAAGUAUUUCUGUAAGGCUUGAAAACUGCAGCCCUGGUUUAGCUCGUUUGGCCAUUGAUGGCUCUGGAGAGAACCACAGAAGUAAACUUUGGUUAUUGUCUCCUUCGGAGAACUUAAGGUAUAUCAUGAGGUCUUGUGGUGUUUUCUGUUAUUUGAUAUUUCUUAUCUGGAUAUAUGCAUAAAGCUCAACUUUAUAGAUGUUAUACAAGACCUGCAGCCAUUUUAUUUAGACGGAAGAAUGGAAAUGAUCUUUGAGGAAACGUAUUUUUUCCAGCCUGAGUAGUAUUGCUUUUUAAAAACAGAUACAAACUAAAGAGCCAUACAUUUCCCCCCAGAAUACUGAGGCAGGAGCUUGUGUACUGUGUGGUGUCAGGGUCAGCUGUUCAGAUAGAAUAUGGUGGCAUGUAACGUGUCCAUGAAUGUGUUUGAGUGUCUGAGUCCUAAAGGGGCAUACCACUUGGAAAAAAGUGUGCGUGUAUGUGUGUGUGUGUGUGUGUGUGUGUAUAUAUAUAUAUAUAUAUAUAUAUAUAUAUAUAUAUAUAUAUAUAUAUGUGCUACACAUUGGUGGUGGUUGAAGUGAGUUACCCCCUUCAAUUUGAAGC